Cryptosporidium muris RN66 is the source of this 1044-nucleotide messenger RNA. RefSeq lists its product as uncharacterized. The transcript has a single exon. The record is from RefSeq and is a predicted model, not a curated record. Lineage: Eukaryota; Apicomplexa; Conoidasida; Eucoccidiorida; Cryptosporidiidae. The coding region runs from base 1 to 1044 and encodes 347 amino acids.
AUGUUUUCGAGGAAAUCAAAUAGUAAAUUUAUUGAAAGCAUAGAAUAUCCAAAUUUUGAAAAUAUAAGUAAUGUAAAUUCCGAAUUAGAUUUACUCCCACAAUCAGCAAUAACCAAUAAUAUUGAAGAAAUUAAGUAUUGUAAUUCUUCAUCUUGUUCAGAUGAAGAUUCUAGUGAUAAUGAAGAUAAUGGAUACCCAAAACAAAAUAUAAAUAUAAUUUGGCCCUCUAAAAGUGAAAUAACUGACAAGAGAUACAAAGUAGAAGAUAGAACAAGUAAUCAGUUAAAUGUAUGUAAAUUGAACUCUACUGAUGAUAUAAAAAUUAAAACUAUAGCAGAAUAUAGACAAUAUGUAAAGCCAAAAUAUACGACUCAAAGUGAAAUAGCUAAAAUUAAAACAGAAAAUCUUAAUAAGUUAUUAACUAGUCCUGAAUAUAUUCAUAAAAAAAAGAAUGAAAUUGAAUUUUAUAUAGUCCAAGUGGCCCUUUUGCCCGGUUUUGCAAGUAAACAUUUUAAUAUUUAUAAUAAUUUAAAGCUAAAUCUUCGUUUAGUAAAUGAUACAAAUAAUGAAAGAUUAGUAUAUUUGCAUAGACUUGAGAGUGAACAUACUGGGAUAUCCAAACAUUUUGCUAGAAAACUCUGUAAUAUAUAUAAUAAAAGAUAUUUCAAUAAUUUCAUAGAUUCUUAUUCUAUAAAACUAAUCUGUAAUGAUAUUAUCUUCUUACCAGUUAGUAUAUUAAAUGAAGUUAGAAGAACUUGUAAGUAUAGUAUAUAUAUUGAAGACAACAAGGACAUAGUAGCAGUAUGUAAUUUUGAACUAGAUAUAGAGAAAAAUAAAACUAGUAACACCCAAUUGGUAAUUGUAGGCAAGGAAAAAGUACGUUCCAUAACUAGAUAUCCUUUGUAUAAGUUUUUUUCUAGUAAUGUAGUAGAAAGUUUACUGGAUGAAUGUGCAAUUGGAUAUGUAGAUGUACGUAUACAUGGUGUCUGUUCAAUAGCGAGAAAUGAAUAUAAUAUGUCUGCAGGUAUCUCAAAUAAUGUCUAA